CCAUUUCUGUGGGAAAAUUUUUUUUGCCCUCCAUUUCUCUUCACAACUCCUACGUGACUAGUCUUCUCUAUCUGGCCUCGCGCAACAAAAUAUUGGGUCAUCAUUUCCUCUCAACGGCCUUUUGGUUAUAGGGAAAUCCCAGGGCACUCCUUGACCAUAUUACUUAAUCACUUUCCUUUUUCUUUUUGCUAUAUCGCCAUUUGCGGUAACAGUUCUAAACUUUGAAAUGGCAGCAAAGUUGAUAGAUUCUGAAAAACCUGAAGAUGAGGUUGACUUGACAGAUGGCCAAAUCCAACAACUUCUUCUGGAAGCAGAAACGCGAAUGGGACCACCUGAGACGAAGUCUUCUGAAUUUCUCACCACUAAUAGCGCAUCUGCUGAUAAAUCGAAGUCAGAGUCAGCACUGUUAAACAUUCCAGGUUUAUCGUUAGAUAAAGUUUUAAGACCCUAUGUCCGCAAAGAGGGCGAAGUUGCUACAACAGACUCACGAGCCAUCAUCUCUUCUCAAAGGGACAUGUCUAUAGUACAUGACCAAAUACGACCUUCCAAUAAACAAGGUCGGAAUUCGUUGAAAGAUAAGACGACUGCAGGAAGUGAUUGGUUCGAUUUGCCGAAAACAGAAUUGACAACAGAGCUCGGAAGGGAUUUAAAACUUCUACGCAUGCGUUCUGUGCUUGACCCGAAAAGGCACUAUAAAAAAGAGAACGGAAACUCGGGGCUCCCAGAGUUUUCUCAAGUUGGAACUGUUAUCGAAGGUCCGACUGAAUUCUUUAGUGCACGUAUUACAAAGAAGGAACGCAAGAGAACUUUUGUCGGGGAAGCUCUUGCUGUUGAGCGGGAGACGAGGCAUUUUGAAACCAAAUACAAUAAUAUCCAGGCGUCUAAAAGAAGCGGCAAAAAGUCCUUCUACAGAAGUCUGAGAGCCAAGAGAAACCGGAAGGCUUUCCCACUUACAUGAAAGCAAAUAGGAACCGGGUAUAUUGAAGACGAGUUUAUCCGGUCACAAAUCAGCAAGUUGAACAUGCCUGCCACAGUGCAUUCAACAAGUCUCUGUUCCCGUCGUUAGUACCGAAGAUCGUAUAUGAUGUGUAGUGACGACUGAUCGCCAGCACACUUACUUGCAUAUCAAUAGCCGCAUGACGACCUUCCUCAAGGACUUCUUCAUGGUUUGCCUUCCCUUCUUGCAAGAUGUCGUCCAAUUCAUUGGCAGCCGUUCUCUGAAGAAGAUGAUCGUCUCCACGGGGAGCAGGAGAAAGGACCGCGCUGUUUGUCACAAGGCUAAAUGCCAACACUCGAAUUCCACAGUGUCUGGCGACAAUUAUUUCUGGUAUUGUCGACAUGCCAACCAAAUCGGCGCCUAGCUGUCGAAGCAUACGACAUUCUGCCCUGGUCUCGUAG
Molecule: messenger RNA, 1398 nt
Organism: Monascus purpureus
Lineage: Eukaryota; Fungi; Ascomycota; Eurotiomycetes; Eurotiales; Aspergillaceae
Source: the annotation of a GenBank genome assembly